AUGCAGAUUAAAUUCUUUCUUGCUACUGUUUUCGCCUCCAUGGUCUUGGCGACGCCUGCAAUCAAGCAGUUAAGCUCUCUUGACCACCCUAAGCUCGUCGGGCGUCCGAAAGGUGCAACCACUCCCUCAGGAGGCAGCUGCUGCUCUAGCCUUGAAGGGCUUUGCUCUAGUGAUUGCGUAAGUGAUGAAUGA
Messenger RNA from Colletotrichum orchidophilum, 192 nucleotides. RefSeq lists its product as uncharacterized. The record is from RefSeq and is a predicted model, not a curated record. Bases 1 to 192 code for a protein of 63 amino acids. Lineage: Eukaryota; Fungi; Ascomycota; Sordariomycetes; Glomerellales; Glomerellaceae. The transcript has a single exon.